Molecule: messenger RNA, 1551 nt
Organism: Exophiala oligosperma
Lineage: Eukaryota; Fungi; Ascomycota; Eurotiomycetes; Chaetothyriales; Herpotrichiellaceae
Exons: 1
Coding region: 213-1217 (334 amino acids)
Source: RefSeq, a predicted model, not a curated record
UCUUUCGGUUCGUUUUCGAUAGUAUACUCUUGGAAGGUAAGGGCAUUACGUGCAGGUCCACAACCGUAGCUUGUGAAAGAGGAUGCGAGAGACCUAUAAAUCACCCUACCCUGGGCAGCUCAUCUGAACUCGUCUUCCUUUUCCUUGUACAUCUGCAAUUUCUUGUCUAACUUAUCUCGGAAACCUCAAACGAGAACGUCAACCAAUCCAAAAUGUUGAACAAGGUCCUCGCCAUCUCAGCCUUGGCUGCUUCGGUCCUGGCUGCGCCUCUCCAGCUCCCAGACACCUCGAACAUGGACCUGCUUACCCUUCUCAACAAGACAGCUGGGUUCCACUACCUCAGCGAGAAUGUCGGCCAGGUUCCUGCUCUUGCCAGUGCAUUGAACAGUCUCACCAACGUCACCAUCCUCGCACCAAGCGACAUCGCCCUGAGACUAUUCCCUUGGGAUACUCGAUACUACGAGGAAUGGGAGUUGGCCGGCAUCGACUACUUGCAGGCCGUCAUUGGAUACCACAUCCUCGAUGGCGUCCACACCAACCUGUCAACCACCUUUGCCCCCUACAAGACCGCUGUCAAGCAAAAGCCAUGGACCACUGUCCCCGGUGGCCAAGUCGUCAUGGGUCGUUUCGACACCCGAACCUUCGAGACCGCCUUUGUCUCCGGCAGAGGCUAUCUCGCCCAGGCCCCAACUUACAUGAAGUUCAAAGGUGGAAUCGUCUAUGCCAUUGACGACGUGCUCAACCUCCCCCAAGGUGUCGCUUACGAGUUGGACAACAAGGCCGCGAAUGCCACCAGAUUCAUCGCCGCCCUUGGUCGUGCCGGUCUGUUGGAUGAAGUCGAGAGUUUAGAUCAAGUUACCAUCUUUGCUCCCCGAGAUGACGCGUUCCGAGAGGUCGAAAAGGCCGUCUAUGGUCUCAGCAAGGCCGACUUGGCCGCCAUGCUCAAGUACCACAUCGUCCCCAACCAAAUCACCUACUCGUCGGGGUGGAAGAACGGAACCACCUUCAAGACCAUGGGAGAUCAAGACAUCAAGAUCAACAUCCAGCGACGAAACUUCAUCCAGAAUGCUCGCGUCUUGGGUAACGAUGUGCCCAUCAAGAACGGCGUCGUUCAUGUCAUUGACCAGGUCAUGAACCCCAAGUUCACCGUCAAGGCUCAGAACGCCACCCAGGGCAACGGUGAUCCUGCCUUCCCUCUCGGCCCUGGGUUCUUCUAGAUUCCAAAAGUGCUAAAAGGAAUGGACAACCACCUUAGCAACGACGACACGAUAUCAACCGUCACUAAUAUAUUGAUGGCCGCUCUCUGAAAACUCAAAAAAGGACCGUCGUUGGCGUCGAGAGACAAACCGGAUACAUAACAGCCAUCUCUCCGCGGCGAUAGACAUGAGCUCAUGCUUACAUCUAAUUGAGAGUCGGCCAACCAGCCACUAAUCUGUGAGAAGGCACCGUUGCUGUUUGCACCGAAAAAGUAGUCGUUUUGCAACGCGUACAUACUCAAAUAGAGAUAGCUAUAAUUCGAUACUCAAAAUUUUAUAUCAACCCAGCUAGAGA